Messenger RNA from Anolis sagrei ordinatus, 3182 nucleotides. Lineage: Eukaryota; Metazoa; Chordata; Lepidosauria; Squamata; Anolidae. The record is from RefSeq and is a predicted model, not a curated record.
GCUGGAGGAGCAACCAUAGAGUUUGUGGACAAAGGGAGCCCUGACCAGAAGGACCCCCAACAUCCCUCUGAUGCAAGAAGGGGCUGGAUGGCAUCUUGGGACGCACAGAACGGUCAACGUCAUUGUGUUUCUGGGUGCAACGUCUGUCCCCAUUUGCCUCCCAGCAAGGACGGGCACAAUGGCGGAAGAAGAGGCUCCUGUUCAGGAGAUGCUGACCUUUGAGGACGUGGCCAUCUCCUUCUCCCCACAAGAGUGGGAGAUGCUGAAUGACGGGCAAAGGGAGCUCCAUUGGGAGGUGAUGAUGGAGAACUACAAGAUGCUCGUCUCGCUGGGGAAUGACCUCUACUUGCUUUCCUCCAAUGGAAUGUUCUGGAACACUUCGGAAGAUGAAAGUGCCCUUGCUGACCGUCGCGCGAGUCCGGUGGAUGGGUUGCCUGAGACUUCAUCCCACCUGGGCCGCAAACACCAAAUGGACCCUGAGGAGGAGGAGGACGAUGAGGAGUUUGUGCCCGAGGAGCAGCCCCCUGCCCUGGAGGCACCGUCCAUCCCAAUGGGGGGCCCCUACCCCUGUCCGCUUUGUGAGCAGUUCUUUCGAGGGAAGAAGGAACUGGAUCGGCACCAGCGGAGCAUUCACUUGGGCGACAAACCCCAUGCGUGUGCCGAAUGUGGAAAGGCGUUCCGGGACAAGAGUGACCUUCGGGUCCAUGAGCGACUCCACACGGGAGAGAAGCCCUUCGUCUGCGACGUGUGUGGGAAGUCCUUCCGGGAGAAGAGCAAGCUCAUCGUCCACCAGAGGAUCCACACUGGGGAGAAGCGCUGCAUCUGUCAGGAAUGCGGGAAAAGCUUCAGGGACAAGCAUUACCUCAGGGACCACCAGCGGAUCCACGCGGGAGAGCGGCCCUACCAUUGCGAGGAGUGUGGCCGGAGCUUCCGGACUCGGAGCCAUUUUACUCUUCACCAGAGGAUCCAUACCGGGGUGAAACCCUACAUUUGCAAUGACUGCGGAAAGACCUUUGUGCAGAAAAGCAACCUCAUGAGUCAUCAGAGAAUUCACACGGGAGAAAAACCCUUCCCUUGCGAGGAAUGCGGGAAGACCUUCCGGGACAGGAAGACUCUGAGGUAUCACCGGAGGAUCCAUCUGGGUGAGAAGCCCUAUCCGUGUCAGGACUGCGGGAAGACCUUCCGGGACAAGAGCAGCCUGACCGUCCACCAGAACAUCCACUCCGGGGAGAAGCCCUUCAUCUGCUGGGAGUGCGGGAGGAGCUUCCGGGAGAAGAUGUACCUGAAGGACCACCAGAGGAUCCACACUGGAGAGAAGCCCUUCCCCUGCCAGGAGUGUGGCAAGACCUUCCGGGCUAAGCGGACCCUCAAGUACCACGAGCGCAUCCACACCGGGGAGAAGCCCUUCGCCUGCCUGGACUGCGGGAAGAGCUUCCGGGGUAAGAGCAGCCUGACCGUCCACCAGAGGAUCCACACCGGGGAGAAGCCCUUCAUGUGCUGGACCUGUGGGAGGAGCUUCCGGGAGAAGGUCUACCUCCGGGAACACCACAAGACCCACCUGGAGGAGAAGCCCUACCCCUGUGGCGACUGCGAGAAGAGCUUUGUCCACAAGAACCACCUCAUGCGCCACCAGAAGUUCCACGGGCCUCUCCCCCUGCAGGCCUCGCUGGCGGCGUUGCAGGACGUCACCAUCUAUUUCUCGCAAGAGGAAUGGGAAGAGCUGGCAGAGUGGCAGCAGGAACUCUACCGGGACGUCAUGCGGCAGAACUUCCAGCUCAUCGCCUCCCUUGCUGUCUGUGACAUCAGAGUAAAGGAGGAAAUGACGGAGGAAGUGAAGGAGGAAGCGAAGGAGGAAGAGGCCAGGCAUGUUGGUGCAGAAGGCAUGGGAAGGUUGUUCCUCGAGAGGUUUUUCCUCCAGGGAUGGAAGGUUGAGGGCAAAAGCUUUCCCGACGGAGCUCAGGUGGACAGAUGGGCCAAGGAGGCCCACUGGCCAGUUUGGGGCCAAGGGCCCGAGGCCGAAGCCUUCCCUCUCGCCUGCUUGAUCUGCGGGAAGGGCUUCAAGAGCCCAGCCGCUUGCCUUGCGCACCAGCGUGUCCACACGGGAGAGCGGCCUUUUGUCUGCGGGGAGUGCGGGCGCCGCUUCACCCACCGCCAGCACCUGGGCACGCACUUGCGCGUGCACGGCCAGGAGCGGCCCUUCACCUGCGAGGAGUGCGGUGCCGCCUUCCGCCUGCAGAAGCUGCUCCGGACGCACCAGCGCAAGGUCCACUCGGGGGAGCCGCCCCUGGCCUGCACGGAGUGUGGCAAGCUCUUCACCCACAAACACCACCUGAUGACGCACCAGCGGACACACACGGGUGAGCGCCCCUUCCCCUGCCCCGAAUGCGGCAAGUGCUUCACCCAGAAGCACCACAUGCAGGCCCACCAGCGGGGCCACUCAGGGGACCGGCCCUUCCCCUGCCCCGAGUGCGGCAAGACCUUCAAGGACCGCGUCGGCGUGGUCAUGCACCAGGCGGUGCACACGGGGGCAAAGCCAUUCUCCUGCCCCGAGUGCGGCAAGGCUUUUAGUCACAGGCACCAUCUGGUCAUCCACCAUCGUGUCCACACGGGUGAGAAGCCCUUCUCCUGCGGCGUGUGCCAGAAGCGCUUCACCCAGAAGCACCACCUCCUCAGCCACGAGCGCCUCCACACGGGCGAGCGCCCCUACCCCUGCCCAGAGUGCUCGCGCAGCUUCAAGGACCGCAUCACCCUCAAGCUGCACCUGCGCCUCCACACCGGGGAGAGGCCCUUCGCUUGUGCCCAGUGCGGGGAGCGCUUCCGCCUGCGCAAGGCCCUGCUCUCCCACCACCAGAAACACGAGGCCCCCGCCCAGGUCAUCUGUGCCGACUGUGGGCAGACCUUCCCACGCAUGCGCAGCCUGGCCGCCCAUAGACGACGCGCUCACCCCUCCGCAUCCGGGGAACUGAAGCCGAGCAAGAAAAGGCUGGAGGUGGAGGCCACCACCAAGAAGGUCCUGUCUGAGCAGCAUGAAAAUGGCGGGCAGGAGGAAGGUCAACUUAAGCAAUCAGAAGAGGCUGGUGGACCCCUUCCCACUGGCCCCCAGGAUCCUCCAGUUGCCAUGUUUCUGACCCUUUGAAAGAGUCAUAGUUGAAUCCAGCAUGGCUGCUUUUCCAGGUGGCCAC